This is a messenger RNA of Macrobrachium nipponense, 3334 nucleotides long. Its product is annotated as zinc finger protein OZF-like. The transcript has 2 exons. Gene Ontology annotation, molecular function: RNA polymerase II transcription regulatory region sequence-specific DNA binding; DNA-binding transcription factor activity, RNA polymerase II-specific. Bases 656 to 2149 code for a protein of 497 amino acids. NCBI's taxonomy places the organism in Eukaryota, Metazoa, Arthropoda, Malacostraca, Decapoda, Palaemonidae. The record is from RefSeq and is a predicted model, not a curated record. Gene Ontology annotation, cellular component: nucleus. Gene Ontology annotation, biological process: regulation of transcription by RNA polymerase II.
GACGACGCUCUCGCGAGAAGGUAAACAAAAAACAAAAGACGUAAACAAAAGCGGCGGACGAACGUAAACAAAGACCGAAAAAGGGCGUUUUCUGGGACGUCGGGAACCAUCAGCCCCCUUCAGAUAAUGGAGCGUGUGAUUCCAGCCAUCAAGUGAGUAAUCAAUUCAGCGUGAUGUCCUGUGGCCUUCCAAGUACAAAGCAGUUAUGAAGCUCAAGACAUUCAGUGUCAUAUGUCUCAACAGCUAGUGAUCCUCCAUGUAGGCUUGGGAUCUGCAAUGCUACAAGAUGCCAGAGAAGUUUGUAUGUCACCAAAUUCUUCGGAGUCCAGUCCAUCAAUAAUGAUUCGCUUAAUAGUUACACAAUUCAAGUUAGGUUCAACAUUUCAGGCUGUGGAGAACUUAGCGGACUGAAACAAGUGGGAGUCUUUCUUCGAUCUGUCGCGAAUCAUGCGAGAGAAUUUAGUAGAGUUAGGUUUUGUAUCUUCCAAAUGACGCGAGGAGUAUUUUGUAAUGUCUUUUUAAUAGUCGUGUGUAUUUUCUGAAGUAUGGGAGUCAAAUUUAGAGUCAGAGGUUAAAUGGCACUGUCAUUGUCUCGUAGGCAUGUGCAAAAUUUAUUUCCAUUGAAUGGAAAUAGCAACAGAGCUUUCGUUCCGAGAUGGAUGACUUUUCGCAUGAUGUGUGUUCUUCGUCUGGAAGUGUCCCGCUGGCUGGCGGCGAUGUGUCAGACAUCCCAAUUAGUUUGGUUGAAAAGCACUUGACCAGCAAUGAUGACCAUCCUUACAAUGGCCAUCAAGAGCCCCCUCCAAGAGGACUGCAGUGUAACGUCUGCGGAAAGAAGUUUUCCAAGAGGUACCGGCUGCUGAGACACGAGCGAAUCCACACUGGCGACAAACCGUUCGCUUGUACCAUCUGCGAGAGAAAGUUUUCCAGGCGGGACUGUCUCAUUUCGCACACUAAGCUUCACUCGGGCGAACAGCCCUACUCGUGUACGGUAUGCGGCAAGAAGUUCUUCAGGAGAAUCGAUCUCAUAUCCCACGCGAAGACUCACAGGGUCGCAGAGACGUUCGUCUGCGAAACGUGCAAGAAAAAGUUUACCAGAAAGCGCCACCUCGCGAACCAUCUCAAAAUCCACACGGGCGACCAGCCUUUCGAAUGCACUGUCUGCGGGCGGAAGUUCUCCCUGAGGGGUGAACUCGUGACCCACACAAGAAUCCACACCGGGGAAAAGCCCUUUGCGUGCACCAUCUGCGGGAAGAAAUGGUCUCGCAAGAGCGAUCUCAUCCGUCACACGAGGGACCACACUGGGGAGAAACCCUUUGCAUGCACUGAGUGCGAUAAGAAGUACACUCGUAGGAGCGCCCUCGUCUCGCACAAGAGAGUACACACUGGAGAAGAACCAUUCGAAUGUAAUGUCUGCGGCAGAAGGUUUGCGCAGAGGGGGAGUCUGGCCUACCACACCAAAAUGCACUCUAGUGAGAAGCCUUUCGCUUGUAACGUAUGUGAUAAGAAAUUUGCUUUAAAGUCUUACCUUGUCUUUCAUAACAGAACUCAUUCAGGAGAAAAGCCAUUUGUAUGCCAAGUUUGUGAUAAAAGGUUUUCUCACAGGAGUAACCUUGCUCAUCAUUUGAGGACUCACUCCGGCGAGAAGCCAUUCCAGUGUGACGUAUGCCUGCGUCGGUUUUGCCUGAGGCGCGACCUCUUGCACCACGUUAAUAGAGCUCAUACAAAUAAAAUUUCUCUUGAAUGCAGCAUUUGUAAGCAGAAGUUUCCCACUAAAGCAGCACUGAAGACUCAUAAAGAGACACAUGUAAAGAAAGAACAACCACAAACAUUGUCUGUAGGACAAGCUGAACCUUUGCCAUCGGAGAUUGACGGAAUCAAGUUGCUGUACGUUAGGGAAGAACUGGGCAAUGUAAUUGAAUACCUUCCCCUCGUUGAAAGCUUAGAGUCAGUCGAGAUAAGAAUUGACGCUGGCGAUCCGCUUAGAAGCACCGAUGGCUGUAGCAACGACUUAGACUUGUGGCUGACCAAAGAUGAUCCGUGCUACCAAGAAAUAUCAUUAGGAGAGACCCAAGUGGAGUUUGAGCAAGAGCUCAUCAUUGAAGAAGUUGAUAUGUUGGGGGAUGCGAAUGGCAUCUUGAUUGAUUGAAUACUUUAGCAGUGACACAUGGCUGUGAAGAAACCCUGGACUGAGUUUUGCAAUGGUGUCUAUGGAAGAGGAAUCAGCCCAGGCCUGAAGAACACAUAUCAUGUUGACAGGUUAUGUCUUUCAAGGGAAUAAGCGUUUUGAAGUGUUGAGAAUGAAAUAAAAUCUACAGAUUAAAUUGUAAAAUGCGUUCACAUUGUAUCGUAGCAGCUCUGAUAGAUUGUUGGGUGAAUGUUGCGCAGUCUUAGAAUCAACGACAUUGCAAUUAAGCGAUUAGAAGUAUACAAAUAGCACAUUGUGAUAAUUCCCAAGAGCUUCUUAGGUAAGGUGCUGCUUUCUGUACCUGGUCAUCAUGACAAUGGUGCCAUUUUUUUUUGACAGAUAAGCAGCCAGCAAACAUUGUGAUCAUAAACAUAGCUUUGUCUUGAGGUUAAACUAGGAGAAGCCAGCAACUUCUAAAACUGAGACUGAAAGUUGAUUCAAAUUGACUCUUCAAAAGAGGAAUUGUUUUUUAAUUACUGGGUCUUUCUUGGAUCUUUCCUUAAUAGUGACCCCAACGGUUUUCAAGGGGGACGUAUCUAGGACUAACAUUUCUUUGAGGUCAUUAUCUUUAUAUGAUAUUUACAGUCUUUUGUUGAUGCUUUUACUGUCAUCCCCAAUGGGCUUGUAUAAAACAAGCUGCAAAGGUGGAUAUGUAAGUAGUUAAAACCCUUGGUGGUCAUCAUCAAGGAAAGAUCCUGAUUACUUUCUUGGAAUAUUGAUAGCUAGUGCAACUGCCUUAAACCACAAUUUUACAAAUAUUGUAGGGCUUUCUAAUAUGCAUGUGUCUUACUACUCCAGUACAUCCUUCGAGGACUGGAGAAGGACGGUUGAAGGUACGGAGGACUCCAAUCAAAAUUGGGUGAAGCAGCUUAAAAGAAGACUGCUCAUUAGUUCAAAUUGCAAAUCCUGCUCCAAAUGUGAACAAGAGUUAGGUUAACAAGUUAGGUUACCUUUGUGAUAAUAAUGGAAAAUGAUAGCGACUGUAUAGUGAGAUUAGCACUAACCGAUGAUACAAUGAUGCUUUUAACCCACACGUCAGAGUUUAUCUCAUCUUCGUCACAAUCCAGAAAUAGAAUCAUACACAAAACCAGGCCCCAUAUACGUUCUACUAUACAUAGAUCUGAGAUUAUUUCAGCCGACAGCAAA